GGUUUUCUUUCUUUCUCGACUUGUUCCGAUCGAGAGCUCAAAUUACCGCCUUUUCACUAGAUUUCUCGUUAUUCAAAAGAGGAUGCCGACUGUCAUUGAUGCUCGAGGCACGCCAUCCUCACAGCAGUCUUUCCUUUACCAACAGCAACCUCCGCCAUCACCUAUCGUCACGCCAAAUAUUUUAUCUCAGCAACAACCGCAGCAAUCCCAACCAUCACCUUUACCAUCUUUAUCGUCUUCACCACAACCUCAGCAUCAUCGAAUGAGUUAUUGGGACGACGACCAGGAAACGGAAUCGCUCGGCUCUCGCUACGACGAUGCAAAUCUCGAUUAUAUGGUAUCGCCUAGACCUUCUUCUAGUCGCUUGAAUUCAGACAGCAAAGCACAUAAUGAAGACUCGGCGACCAUGGGUCUAGACUCUUCCAACGGUCAUGACGCUUCCGUGAACAAACGAAAAACAGCCUCAUUAUCUAGACGACAAAGUUCCUCCAACAGUAUGGUCAAGCUGUCGAAAGUCGAUCCGAUGCUCAAUCAAAAUAUGAGAGAAACAUGCACCAUGAGUCACGGCGCUAUCAGCAAUCCCAUGGUGUGUCAACAUUUUCAGUGCCAUAUGAAGCAGUCCAAACAUCACACGAAUGCCACCACGUCCUUAUCCUCCCAUGCCGUUUCUCCGCCGACGCAGGCUUCCUCGUCUUCGGGCCCUACCGCCACUUCCCCGAUACCAACUGCCCCUCACACUCGCUUCAGUAAAAAUAACAAACAAACAAAAUCACAAAAAAAGGAACGAUUAAAACUGGCCAAGAGUGAUUAUGAAGCGAGAAUUGAACGUUACUUUCACCAACUGACGGUGGGAUGUGGCCAAUCCGACUGCACUAACCGAUUCUGCGCAACCGGUCGAGGUGGGAUCCUUAGUACAAAUCCGCAAGCGACCUUGAUUAUUUCAAUCCAGCUGGCUUCCAAGCCAGAAUCUCGAUUUUGUACCAUGAGACAGAAUAACUCGCACACCACGUGUAACAACAUAUCCUCUUGCUCCUCGUCCUCCUCCUCCUCAGCUUCAUGUUCCUCCGAAUCACCGGGUUCAAUAGCUCACGUGCUGUUGGAGAAUUUCGAAAAGCGGAACGUUCGUCCUGUAAAACCUUUUCUCCAGUCGCUUUUCACAUCUGCUGCAUUUUUAUCCAUCUUUGGUAUCACGCCCAAGCAAGAGAAAUCACAUGUAUCAUCAACCCGUCGACGAAAAUCGUCACAUUCAUCCGCAUUUCGAAAAAAUCAUGUUUUUGAUGAAACAAGUCCUGAUCAAGCGCAUUGGAUCUCUGAGAUUUGGUCGAUGCUUGGUUUAAGAGGAAAAGAGCAUGAAGUUUCAUCGCAUGCGAAAAAGGCACAAGAAACAGAGGCCCGUAGCGCGGAUGUGGAUGAAAGCUACUAUGAACUUGAUAGCGAAGGGACGGCGAGUUCAGCAUCGUUAUCUGUUCGUUCACUGGACAGUGUUGACGAUUCCGAUACAAGCGAUGACGAGAUGUUGCUGGCCAUCCGUCCCAUUUCCGUUGGCCUGCAAGGCGCAUUGAAACGCAUGCAACGAUACUCGGAAACAAACAAUGUGGAUCGUAUGUCACGAUGGUGUCGAGGGAUUUUCCAAAAUUGGGAAGGCAUCGGCAACAGCUUUCUCACGUCAAAAGUAUGUGAUAUACCCCGUUUGCCGUAUCCUAUCCAACUGGCGAAUUUGGCCGAUGUGUAUUCCUUUUACAAUACGUUGCUGAAUCGUUGCCAUCACCACGAGAUGCCUGACAACGAUGGUUGGAACCAAUUACAUGGACGAACGGUGGAAGCGGUAUCUGAAAGUUUGGAAACAUUAUUGGAUCGUAUGGAAAUGAACGUCGACAGUCUCGUGGAGAUCACCACAGCCGAAGAAGCUGAUCCCAACCAUUUACGGAUCAUUAUUGAAUGGUGUCGUUCGUUGAUAUGUAUGAUUGCCUGGAUCAAUAGCCAACGGCAAUCCACACGCACGGGAAACCAAUACGCCGAUCCCCUAUUGGCAUCAUCAUCAAGGUCAUGGACAAAGAACGCCAGAAAAAAUACAUGGCCUACAAUUUUGUCAUCAAAGUUCAUUCAAGUAAUGAGCAAAAUCAAUGCAAGUCGAGAUUCGAUGAUACGCCACAUUCUUUUGCAGUUAAUGAUGAAUGUGGAUGAACGUACGAUACACGAUUUGGUGGAUCAUUUGCAACAGCAUUUGGUAGAUCACUUCCACACCGGUCCGUAUAAACAUGGCGAACGUGAUACACUGAUUAUGACUGUCAAGUGCCUCGAGCUUUUUUAUGAAGCCAACGUCACGUUUUCCAUUAUUCCCUUGGACGUCUUUUACAACAACGAAAUCUGCAAAAAGUUGAAUGUGAAGGAUGAAUACCGCAUUUGGAAGCGGGUGCUGCAGCAUGGUGAAGGACGACACUCGGCUUCAGCGAUUGCUUCAAUGAACUCACCUGCAGUAGAAGCGUUCGGUCAUCGUUAUCGACGAUUGAAUGAACAGCAACGACGAACGUGUCUGUUUUUGACGACCACCUCCACUUCGUCUUUGCUACCAUAUCCAUUUGCGAACGAAUAUCAGUUCUCAUGGUUCAGUUAUCCGUUCCUGCUACCUCCGUCCAUCAAGCGCAAAAUUUUACACAUUGAUGCCAUGUCCCAAAUGUCGUUGGAAUACGAAGAUGCAUGCGUCAAUCAUACCCUCGUCGUGCACGCGCAGCGACUGUUAUCGGAUGCACCACGGAUGGUACGCAAUUUGGAAGCCAAUUUAAAAAGCGCGACAUGUCCCUACUUGUUGCUAGAGAUUCGUCGCGAACAUUUCAUAGAUGACACGAUAGCGCAAGUGUCACGUAAAUGGGGCGAUCUGAAGAAGCCGCUCAAAGUCAAGUUUGUGGAAGGUGGCGAAGAAGGCAUGGAUCAAGGCGGUGUACAAAAGGAAUUCUUUGGUGUCCUAUUUGAACGGUUGGUGGAUCCCACGCUUGGUUUAUUCGAGAUCGAUCCGGAAACCCGAUUAUGUUGGAUUCGACGCAUGGUCAAGCCCGAUUUACGAAUGUAUGAAAUGGUGGGGGUUAUGAUGGGAUUGGCCAUUUAUAAUGGCAUCAUCAUGAACUUGCAAUUCCCAAAGAUUUUCUGGAAACUGGCCAUUUUGCCCAAUGAAGCUGCCAUUGAAGAAAUGAUGCAUCGCGGCACGUUAUUUACGCUAAACGAUUUACAGGAUGGGUGGCCCGAGUUGAAGACAGGAUUAUCCGCACUUUUAAAUUGGGAAGGCGACGUGGAAGACGUGUUUUGUCGAAAUUACGAAAUGUCACUUGAUGUAUUUGGCGAGGAUAUAGUCACUGUGCCGUUGACCCAAGGCGGCGAGGCGAUCCCCAUCACCAACGAGAAUCGGGAGAGUUACGUGCGCGAUUAUUGUAAAUAUUUCUUGUAUACAUCGCAGCGUGAACCCAUUCUUGCGCUUCGUCGUGGUUUGUGGAGCGUGAUCGGCAGCACGGCACUGGAUUUGUGCACGGCAGACGAGUUGGAAAUGGUUGCGUGUGGUUUACGAUUGGAUCUGGAUAUGGGAGAGCUGGAAGAAGUAGCCGAAUAUGAUGAUGGUUACUCUGCGGAUCAUCCAACCAUUCAACGAUUUUGGUCCGUGGUGCAUCGGGAUCUUACCGAAGAACAGAAGCGAAAGCUUUUAUUGUUUGUGACGGCCAGUGAUCGUGUGCCCGUGGGUGGUUUGAAAGAGCUUACGUUUGUUGUGCAGCGAAAUGGCCCGGACAGCGAUCGGUUACCUACGGCAUUGACGUGCUUUUGUCGGUUAUUGCUGCCAGAAUACGUGUCACGCGAGAAGCUGCGUGAUCGUUUGAUUACUGCCAUUGAAAAUGCCAAAGGGUUUGGACUUGUAUAAACACACUGGACAAUGGAGAAAAAGAAUAAACACCUUCCUUUUCUUUUUCGAAAAUAAACAACAUUUAGACGG
Messenger RNA from Radiomyces spectabilis, 3973 nucleotides. RefSeq lists its product as uncharacterized. The record is from RefSeq and is a predicted model, not a curated record. Bases 83 to 3901 code for a protein of 1272 amino acids. NCBI's taxonomy places the organism in Eukaryota, Fungi, Mucoromycota, Mucoromycetes, Mucorales, Radiomycetaceae. The transcript has 6 exons. Gene Ontology annotation, molecular function: ubiquitin protein ligase activity. Gene Ontology annotation, biological process: protein polyubiquitination.